ACCAACAGCCCAUGCCAUGGGAUGCCUCCUGUGCGUGUCCCGCUCUGCCGUGGCUGGGCUAUUCCUGGAGAAAUAUGGCUACUUUGGGAAGCAGGGGCCCAGCACACACAGUCCUGAUGAGUUCACGGAUGCACUGAGGGACUUCCAGCGGGUGACCCACCUCCCGCUCAGCGGGGUCCUGGAUGCCCCCACGCUCCAUCAGAUGUCUUUGCCGCGGUGUGGCACUGGUGAUGGGGAGAGCCGCGCUGCAGGGACACGAUGGGCAUCCACCACCCGGCGCCACAGGCGCACCACACAGCACGGCGGGAGGUGGUACAAGCGGCACCUGACGUACCGGGUGGUGAACUGGCCCCCGUACCUGCCGCAGCACGAGGUGCGCCUCGCCGUCAGAGCCGCCUUCGAGCUCUGGAGCAACGUGUCCUCGCUGGUGUUCUGGGAGGUGCGGGACGGCCCGGCCGACAUCCGCCUCACCUUCUUCCAUGGGGACCACAACGAUGGGCUCAACAAUGCCUUCGAUGGACCAGGAGGUGCCCUGGCUCACGCCUUCUUCCCCCGGCGUGGUGAAGCUCACUUUGACAGCGCCGAGCGCUGGUCCCUGCACAGUGGCAAAGGGCGCAACCUCUUCAUCGUGGUGGCACAUGAGGUCGGGCACACGCUGGGGCUGGAACACUCCCCCGUCAAGAGCGCCCUGAUGUCUCCCUACUACAAGAAGCUCAGCAAGGAUUUUGUCCUCAGCUGGGAUGACAUCUUGGCUGUGCAGAACUUGUAUGGGAAGCCAUCCAAGGGCUUGGCCAUCCAGCUCCCAGGAAAGGUCUUCACUCACUUCCAGGACUGGAGCGCAGAUCCUUACGAUGGGGACCGGCAGCAGAGGAGCCUCAGAGCCUAUUACUGCCUCUCCUUCUUUGAUGCCAUAACUGCUGAUGCAGAUCACAACAUCUACAUCUUCAAGGGCAACCACUACUGGAUGGUGCCGGUGAAUGGCAACACCAGCGACCCGCAGCCCCUGCAGACACGCUGGCCUGGCCUCCCUGCUGGUAUCGAUGCCUCUGCCUGGUCCCAGCACAGCGGCAAGUUCUACUUCUUCAAAGGAGGGAGAUGCUGGCGCUACGCAGGCUCCACGUUGGAGGUGGGUUUCCCACAGAAGUGCAGCGCCCGCGGGCUCCCGCGGCACCCGGACACCGCGCUGCACUUCCAGCAGCUCCGGCGCAUGGUGCUCUUCAAGGGACCCAAGUACUUCGUGGUGAGCGAGGAGCCCCUCGCCCUGGAGCCCUACUACCCGCGCAGCCUGCGGGACUGGCAGGGCCUGCCCUCGGGCACGGCGGGUGCCCUCACCCACCGCGACGGCUCCAUCUACUUCUUCAGGGAUGAGCAAUACUGGCAGUUCCACCCGGAGAAGCUGCAAGUGGUGGCCACCGGCAAAUGGGCCGCAGAGCUGCCCUGGAUGGGCUGCUGGGAUGCCAAUGGUGGGCAGGUCCUCUUCUGAGCUGGACAAAACAGGGGUCUGAACCCCAUCUCGCUCACCACUGCCUGCAUCCCUCUUCAUGUGACUGAAUGGGAAUGGUUUGGAGGAGAGCAGCAGGUCGGGGCUGGAUGGUGGAGCAGUGCCCCGGUGCAGUGGGGAUGGAGCCGUCAGCCCCAGCGGCUCUGCUGUGGACAAAGGCUGGAGGCUUUGAGAGACAAUAUUGUUUAAGACUGCAAAAAAAGGGUAUAAGCCAUGAGACUGCAACACCCCUUUCUGUGAAGGGUCAGGGUAUCACUGUGCAUUUGUCUUCCACUUUGGGACUGGGGUUUGUUGAUCCUUUAACUCAUUUUCCCUUGACCAGGCAAAGUGCCUCACCAUUGCUUGGUUUGAGCCUUGGGUGGUGUUAAAUAAGAGCCUUGAGAAUGUUUCCUGGUUACAAUAGAAAAGAAAAGAGGCAUUUGGACAAAC
Strigops habroptila (Kakapo) is the source of this 1930-nucleotide messenger RNA. RefSeq names its product matrix metallopeptidase 28 (gene MMP28). Bases 17 to 1483 code for a protein of 488 amino acids. NCBI's taxonomy places the organism in Eukaryota, Metazoa, Chordata, Aves, Psittaciformes, Psittacidae. The record is from RefSeq and is a predicted model, not a curated record. The transcript is spliced from 8 exons. Gene Ontology annotation, cellular component: extracellular matrix. Gene Ontology annotation, biological process: proteolysis; collagen catabolic process; extracellular matrix organization. Gene Ontology annotation, molecular function: zinc ion binding; metalloendopeptidase activity.